This is a messenger RNA of Fusarium coffeatum, 444 nucleotides long. RefSeq lists its product as uncharacterized. The transcript has 6 exons. The record is from RefSeq and is a predicted model, not a curated record. Gene Ontology annotation, molecular function: protein heterodimerization activity; structural constituent of chromatin; DNA binding. Gene Ontology annotation, biological process: nucleosome assembly. Lineage: Eukaryota; Fungi; Ascomycota; Sordariomycetes; Hypocreales; Nectriaceae. The coding region runs from base 1 to 444 and encodes 147 amino acids.
AUGCCGCCCUCAGUCCCUACGCGAGGCGGCCCCUCUUCAUCACGCCCAACCUCAUCCAUGCCUCGGCCGACCUACUCGGGCGGUAAGGUCACUGCUUUGCAUCGAAAGGGCGUUGUGCGACCGUCAAACACUGGCGGCAAGACUGUUCUGGGCGGAAAGCGACAUCGUAAAAUCCUGCGCGAUUCCGUUCAAGGAGUCACUAAGCCCGCUAUCCGACGACUUGCCCGUCGAGGUGGCGUGAAGAGAAUCUCUGCGAGUAUUUACGAUGAGGUUCGCGCGGCGCUGAAAGCUCGAUUGGAGACCAUUCUGCAGGACUGUGUGAUCUACGUUGAGUACAGAAACGCCAAGACGGUGACGGUUCAAGAUGUCAUCCACAGCUUGGGCCGGCUCGGGCGACCUCUCUGGGGUUUCGACCCUGAGACAUAUUAUCCCAAGAAGAACUAA